UGUCAAACAUUUUAGCAGCAAAACUUGACAUUUUCCCUUUCGUCCUCUCUCUCUCAUCUGCGUUUCAUCCUCUCACUUCAUUAAUCACAUUUUUUUUCCUCUCCAUUUUCUUCUCCUUCUCUUCUCCAAUGGUCAUUUGUUGUUCAUACAAAUAAUCAAGUCAACGAUGCUUAUUCUCUUGUCCCGGUUUCAUUAUUUUUUUGUUUGAGCUUUAAUCCAAGCUUAAGAUUUUGAAUUUCCCAAAUCUCUGUUCUUUGACUUGUCUUACUUCAAAAGAUUCACAUCAUUUAUAUGAUCUGAGCUUCAAAAUCCAACCCAAGAACCAACACCCACUUCAGUCAACUCUGGUCCUGGAUCUGUUUCCCCCACAGUUUCACCAAACCCACAUCAAAAGUUUCAACAUUUAACCCAAAUCUCGAAUCUUUUUUUUUUAAACCAGCUAUGGUAGUAGAAGACCACCAACAACUCGAAAACGGCGGAUCCGUCCGUGUGGUGGUCAAAGGAGAGAGUCAUUUCCGUAAUGUGGUGUGGGGCCCAGUGCUGUGGAUAAAGAUGCUGGCCAAAGAGCUUCACUGGAGCUUUGUCUUCGGUGUGGUCUCGCUCUACGGUAUAAACCAAGGCCUCGGCGGCUCGCUGGGCCGUGUAGCCACGGAGUACUACAUGAAAGAUGUCCAAAAGGUUCAGCCUUCGGAGUCUCAGGCUCUCACCGCGAUCACCAAGAUUCCGUGGAUCAUCAAGCCUCUCUGGGGCAUUCUCACCGAUGUUCUUCCCAUCUACGGCUUCCACAGACGCCCUUACUUCGUUUUGGCAGGGGUCCUUGGAGUCGUCUCUAUGCUUUUCAUAUCGGUUCUUGGUAAUCUACACCUCUACUUGGCUCUCUUGUGGAUGACGAUAGCAAGCGCUGCGAUGGCCAUAGCUGAUGUGACCAUCGAUGCUUGCACUGCCUACAACAGUAUCAAACACCCUUCUCUUGCCUCGGAUAUGCAGAGCUUAUGUAGCUUAAGCUCUUCCAUUGGUGCACUUCUUGGUUUCUUCAUGAGUGGCAUCUUAGUUCAUCUUGUUGGCUCUAAGGGUGUGUUUGGCUUGCUGACACUCCCAUUUGCGUUGGCAUCAGUAGUGGGGAUGGUGUUUAGUGAGUCCCAUGUUCCUGGUUUCUCUUACAAACAGGUAAACCAGAAGUUUAUAGACGCAGGGAGAGCGAUGUGGAAGACAAUGAAGUGCUCAGAUGUGUGGAGGCCGAGUCUGUAUAUGUACAUUUCCCUUGCUCUUAGUUUCAACAUUCACGAAGGUCUCUUCUAUUGGUUCACAGAUUCAAAAGAUGGCCCUUUGUUUGCUCAGGAAACCGUUGGUUUCAUCCUCUCGAUUGGUUCAGUUGGGUCGAUUCUAGGAGCAACCUUGUACCAGCUAGUCCUAAAAGACCAUCCCUUCCGUGGCAUUUGUCUGUGGACUCAACUUCUCUUCGCCUUGGCGGGAAUGCUCGACCUCGUUCUCGUGCUGCGUCUCAACUUAAUAUUCGGCUUACCGGACUAUCUCUUCAUAGUGGUCGAUGAGGUAGUGUCUCAGAUGAUAGGACGCCUGAAAUGGAUGCCGCUGCUCGUGCUCACUUCGAAGCUCUGUCCUCACGGGAUCGAAGGGACUUUCUUCGCGUUGCUCAUGUCUAUCGACAACGCGGGGUUCAUGACCUCUUCUUGGCUCGGAGGAGUGCUGUUGCACGUCCUCAAGGUGACUAGGACGGAGUUUGGUAACCUCUGGCUCGCGGUUUUGAUAAGGAAUGUGAUGAGAGUUUCGCCGCUCUUUGUUCUGUUCCUUGUGCCUAAGGGAGAUCAGAACACGUUUAAGCUCCCUGGUGAGAUCAUGGGAGGAGAUUCUGAUGAUGAGAAAGAAGAAGCUCGGAACUUGGAGUUGGCGUCUCUUGUUCAUUCCGCUGAUAGAAGAUAGCUUAUAGAUUUCUCUUGUUAUAGACAGUCUUUUGAAGCACAUGCUUCAGUUUACUCAGCAUUUUAUCUGGAACUGUUUACCUGCACUGAUAUACAAAGUGCAGAUUUUGCAAGUUUGUCACAUUUUUUUUGGUAUAGGACAGUGUCUUGUAAUAUAAAUAGUUCCCUCACUAAAACUACUCUUACGUUAA
This is a messenger RNA of Raphanus sativus (radish), 2128 nucleotides long. Its product is annotated as probable folate-biopterin transporter 2. Bases 442 to 1938 code for a protein of 498 amino acids. The transcript is spliced from 4 exons. The record is from RefSeq and is a predicted model, not a curated record. NCBI's taxonomy places the organism in Eukaryota, Viridiplantae, Streptophyta, Magnoliopsida, Brassicales, Brassicaceae.